This is a messenger RNA of Perkinsus marinus ATCC 50983, 4338 nucleotides long. RefSeq lists its product as hypothetical. Gene Ontology annotation, biological process: intracellular signal transduction; protein phosphorylation. The coding region runs from base 1 to 4338 and encodes 1445 amino acids. The record is from RefSeq and is a predicted model, not a curated record. NCBI's taxonomy places the organism in Eukaryota, Perkinsozoa, Perkinsida, Perkinsidae. The transcript has 8 exons. Gene Ontology annotation, cellular component: cytoplasm. Gene Ontology annotation, molecular function: ATP binding; protein serine/threonine kinase activity.
AUGCCGACCAAGACUUUAAAGGAGCAUGAGACUACGUCAGAGGAUGAGAAGCCUGGUGGUGGCUCUGGAGAUGAUGACAUUUCCGUAGACCAUUCUAGUCAGUCUUCGGGCUCCAGCAGUGAUAGCAGUAGUUCUGGACCACAUGUGGCUGGACGGGUACGUUCUCAAUCUGGGCAGGAGUGUGUAGUGGAGAAGAGCCCUAAGGGGCGGUUCCAUCGGUUUAAUCGGAAAUUGGGAUCGGGAAGUUAUAAGACGGUUUAUUUGGCGUUCGACAACGACACUGGUCGAGAGGUCGCCUGGAACGUCAUUUCCUUUGCGCAUUUAUCGAGGCACGAGCGAAAACGGAUUGAUGAUGAGAUUAAGAUUGCCAAGUCACUUGACCACGAUCGGAUUAUAUCCUUUAUCAAUGCAUGGAUCAACAAGAAGAAAGAGGAGGUCGUAUUUAUCACAGAGCGCGUUAACGGCGGCUCUCUACGACAGUACAUCAAUCGUUUGGAUGGACCCUUGAAGGUUAAGGUCAUACGGAUGUGGUGUAAGCAGAUCCUAGAGGGUAUCAACUACUUGCACAAUCAGCUCAAGGUGCCUGUAAUACAUCGGGAUUUGAAGUGUGAUAAUAUCUUUAUCAAUGGUAGCGACGGGAAGGUUCUUAUUGGCGACCUCGGCCUUUCCACUGCACUGCAGCAUGCCUCUGUUGCUACCUCUAUUGUUGGUACUCCUGAAUUCAUGGCACCGGAGUUGUAUGAGGAGAAGUACGGUCCACCAGUUGACAUAUAUGCAUUUGGUAUGUGUCUAUUGGAAAUGGUCACGAGGAGGUUCCCCUACGCUGAGUGUGCUACUCCGGGUCAAAUCUACAAGAAGGUUAUCAAUGGUGAGAUGCCUGACAGUUUGGAGCGAAUACAGAACAAGGAGUUGAAGCGCAUCAUCGAGCAGUGCAUUCAGAAGGAACCGGCGAUGAGGCCCACAGCAGCUGAGCUGCUAGCGAUGCCUUAUUGGGACCAGAAGGAUGAUGGUGACGAGUUGGCCACUUUAGAGCCUCUAUCGACCACUAAGGAUGACGGUGAUGAGGGGGUUAAUGAUGAGAGCCCUUCUAAGGAGAAAGGGCAUCGACAGCGGAAAGCUCGUGGUCUCUCUAACCGUGGUGAUGAUGCUCCAGCUGUUGUCGCCCAGCCAGCUGUGGUGGUGGUCACGGCGGCUCCUGAGGACCGUUCGGCAUCAACCACUCCUCGAGGUAGUGGUGAGGGUAUUGGACGUAGUGACGUGUCUACUGUAAUUCACAAGUCUGAGACUAGAAGUGAGGAGGAGAGGGAGGAUUCUCAACAACAACAAGAACAGCAGCAGCAGCGGCAAGGAGUGGGCUCCACGGAGCAGCCGUCGCCGUCAAUAGCAGCAUCAGAAGUGGAGGCCGACACUGAGAGUGUUAAGAACACCCCAUCUGGUGUGGACCGACAGAAGCCCGGAACGCCCAAUGAGGGGCUGCUGGGUCCCAAUGAUCGGACUGUGUCGGCGGCAGUGGUCACGGAGCCGUUGUUGGUCCCUCCAGCAGCUGGUAUGGAGGACAUUGCUAGCGACUCGAGCGAGGCGCCUCAGCUUAUAUCGGCUACUACUCAUAUUGAGGCGGCCACUUCCCCCAAUCUAACGGGUGGGGAAGCUGUGAUACGUCGGGACGUGGCGAGGAGGCCGCCUAAUGAGAAGGUGAUGGCAGCGGUGGCGGCACAUGAUGGCACGGUGCACCUCCCUCCCGAGAUUGAACAAUUUUGCCGUCACCAGUUGGGCUCGGACCGGGUCACUAAAGUGGUGCUGCUUAUCGAAACAGAGACGGACAAGUUUCAGCGCAUUAACUUCGAGUAUAGUCUGGAUGAGGACACUUGUGACUCGAUCGCUGAGGAGUUGCUCGAGAACAACCUCGUGUGGCGCGAGGUCAAUCGAGACCGACUUGUGCAGAAGAUUCGACAAGCUGUUUUUAUGAGGGUCAAGCAGAUAGCAUUGGAAGAGGGAAUUCCUUUGCCCGCACCAGUAGCUGCUGCGAUCGCUAGUAGCAUCACCUCUACUACUACUGCUGCCAAGCAGUCUGGUGGUGAAUCGAUGGCAUCGCCGAUUACAAGGAUGAGGGAGAGCCAGGUCUCGAGGGUACCGGACUCGCCCUUAUCACGCCCAAGGACCCCCCAUGGCUCGACGGUCACAGUGUCGGAGUUCGCUCCUACGGCAGAGGCGACUUCAGUGAGUAAUGAUGGUGAUGUGGCUGUAGAGGGAGUAGCGGCAGUGAAGGCAGCCGAGGGGGCGACUAGGGACAAUGGUCCGCUCGCUCAACCGCAAGCGGCCAUCAAUCCGCAGACUUACGCGGCAGCUGCCGCGACUGUGCCCACGCGUACCCCUACGACCACGGCUCCGGCCCCUCUGGAGAGUAACCUUCCCACGGCCGUGAAUGUUCCUUCUCGACCAGCUCCUGCUACAGUUGAGCCUGUCGAGGUUGAAGCAGCUGAGAGACCACCAGCCCAAGGGCCUGCAGCGUCACCCACUACGCCUGCCAACGUUGUGUCCCCGAGCAAUCAUGUGGCGAUAGGGUCUGGCAAACCGCCACCAGCGCCUCGGCCCGCCUCUCAUGCAGGGAUGGGCGUCAGUGGACGGCAUUCACACGCUGAGGUUCCGUCUAUGAGUGGAGUUAGUGGGUCGGUGAAGAUUAAUAAGAAAGCUAGUUUAUCGAAGUAUGUGCCUCUGACGCUGGAGACGACGGCUCAUCUUACAAACGAGUCCGUCUCGGGGGCGGGGUUAGAGCAGGUGGUGCCGCAUUUGUACAAGGAGGUUCUUAAUGCGGAGUUGGCGGACUCGGGCCAAUCUGGUGCUGAUUCGACGGCGAGCGGUAGGCCUACUUCUACGACGAUGUUGUCAGAGGUGCCAAUUUUCCCGGAGAUCCCUCCGCCGCUGAACGAUGGUCAUGCUCCUACUGAGGAAGACGUGGCGUGGGUACAGAUAGCACUGGCGGCGGUAGUUCCCAGUGUGAAGCUGAAUGCUUUCCCGAAGCUGGGCGUUAUGUGUCCGGGCACAGUGGAUGCAAUUAAGGGUUUUCAGGAGUACCACAGUCUCCCUGUAGAUGGUAAUAUGGAUGAUCGGACGUGGCAGCUGUUGGUGGAUUCAUUGGAGACGAGGAGACAGAAGAUUGAGGAGAGGGAGGCGAAGAGAGCAGAAGCGAAAUUAAAGGCUAAACUGGAAGCGGAGCGAAAGCGUCAAGCUCGACAAGCAGAAUCGGCUAAAGCGAUGGAUAUGAUGGAGAAGACUCUGUACGGUUUGUCGGCUCCGGCGACGGCUGGGCCGCCAUCGGCAGCUAGCAGUGUGGCGGGUGGUGCUCUUACUACUACCAUUCCUCCGUUACAUCAUCCAACUAGGGACACCUUGGCACUUGUCACACCCGGUACACCGCCUCGUCAGAGUGCGGCUGCAGUGGGUGCUAGCAGCAGUGGUGGUGGUGUUGGUUCGCAAAUACCGAGGUCGGGCAGUGUCCCUCCAACAGUGUCCCCUUGGGUGGCGCAGGGUGCUAAGUUGCCGCGCACGGGAAGAGCGCCAAGUGCAAGUCAUUCACCCCCUGCUGAGAGGAGGAGUCUGUAUUCGGCUCCGGAUUCCUAUAGCACUACUAGCACUAGCAAACCACCCUCUACUGACGCUGCUCUUUGCGCGGCGUUGGAUGCUGGGGGCUCGGCAAUCUGUCCUAGGGCUCCGAUUGCCGUCGAAAACGAUGAGUACAUUAUUAGAGUGUCCAGUAAGGCAUGUGCAGGUCUACCGAGUGUAUUGGGAAUUGUGUGUAAGGAGGUCAUAAAUGCUAUCCAGGCUGAUAAGGCAGGUAUGAUGAAGAUAAUGGAAAUAGAGUAUUCAUCGCCACGGAUAGCGCAGUCCCCGUAUGCGCCUACAGCCGUGGUGCCCUCUGCUCACUGUGAGCAGCUACCUUCUAUUGAAGUCUCCAAAAUCUCGAUUUCCUUUCCUCUCAAAGAGGCUGAAGCCAAUGAGAUCAUCUUGGCUGAGGUCGCUAUGAGAAGGAUCUCGCACGAGACUGAAACCUUCAUUCAGCUGAAGCGCCCCCACCACAAUGAUAUGGACAAGGCCGAGAUGGAUGUUGGUGGAUAUGUUAUGACUAUCACUGGUACGUUAAAUGGGCUCCACUCGGCUCAUCGGAAGAUAGUCGCUAUUCUCGUGCGAGCAUUGCUCAAAGAGGAGGCGGAGACAACGAUAAGGUCCGCGACAAGCACAGACUUCUUGGCCAAAGAACAAGAGCCUACUGUCGUUGUCGGGGACAAGUCUUAUUCCUCUACUAAUAGGGGUGUCCGUCGUCUCAUUUUUGCUACGGAGUGA